AAGUCAGAAGUGUCAAAGCUUAUAAAUAAAAAAAUAUCACGAGUAUCGAGGAAAGGAGAAGGAUUACGCUGUAUCUGAGAUAUUAUUUAAUUUAGCUUUAUGUUAUCUAAUAAUGUCCGUGAUGGCUGUAUGAAUAGGAAGAUAUUCAAAUAUUCCUAAGAUAAAACAAUGGACGGUGGUGAUAGAAUUUUGGUCGCUGCUGGCCUUACGGCCGCGGUUGUUGUGGGGGCCUUUGUGCUGUGGGGGCCUGGAGGAGCGCCCAAGGUCCGUAAGCGGAGAGGUCAGAUCGCGGGGCUCCAGAAUCUAGGACGAACAUGUUUUCUAAACACCCUUUUACAAGCACUGGCGGCUUGCCCUACUUUUAUAGACUGGUUAAGAAAAUACGCGAAAGCCGAUGGCCAUAAUAGUAUGAUAACUACGUUGUACACUGUUAUUGAAGUUGUAAAUGGCACCCAUGAGUCUGCUCGUGGCACUCCAGUGUGUCCCCUUGGAGUGCUGCAGGCUCUGAGAGCAGCAGGCUGGGUGGUGCCGGCAGACCAGCAGGACGCACAUGAGCUGCUGCAUGUGCUACUGACUUGCAUUGAGGAAGAAACUACGGCUAUGGCUAAGAAGCCAGGAUGCCUGUCAGACGCUCUAGGGCUCGGAGGUGGCGGCAAGGCUUGGUCCGCGCUCGCUUCGCCCGCGUCGCCGCCGUCCGGUUCGUUUGCGCUUCGCCCUGCGCGACCAGCCUCUGCUGCACCGCCCACUGAACCGGAUUUAGCUGAUCCAGAGGAGCCGGGGUUGGAGCCAACGCCGCUCCGCAAGGGCGUGUCGCGCUCGUUCUGCCACCUGAGCAGCGUGGGGCGGCGCUGGGCCUGCGCCCCCGCGCGCCCCGCGCCCGCGCUGCCCUUCCGCGGCACCCUCGCCACGCGCACGCACUGCACCGUGUGCUCCACCAAGAGUCCAAUUAGAUAUGACAAGUUCGACAGCAUAUCUCUAUCCAUGAGCAAUGCAAGUACCGGAGUGUCUGGAUCAUAUAGUUUAGCUGGGCUGCUGCGCGCGUUCACGUCGCCGGAGCUGGUGAGCGGGCUGCGCUGCGGCAAGUGCUGCCCCGAGGCGGCCGCCGACACGCCCGAGCACGCCUACACCAAGCACAUCCGCACGCUCAGCUUCGGGAAGCUGCCGGCGUGCCUGUGCCUGCACGUGGCGCGCGUGGAGUGGCGCGGCGGCGCGCUCAGCAAGCGCGGCGAGUUCGUCGCCUUCCCGGAGACGCUCUGCAUGGCGCCCUACGCCACGCUGCCGCCCGCGCAGCCGGAAGGCCGGCCGCUGGUGGAGGGGCGCGUGCGCAGCGGCCUCGCGCUGCUCAACGCGGGGGGUGCGGGGGGUGUGGGGGGCGGUGCGGGGGGCGGUGCGGGGGGCGCGGGGGAGCGCGCGCAGUACUCGCUGGCGGCGGUGGUGGUGCACGUGGGUGGGCCUCGCUCGGGACACUUCGCCACCUACCGCCGGGGCAACGGGUUCGAGAGCAAGCGCUGGUGGUACACAUCGGACACGCUGGUGCACGAGGUGUCCCUGCAGGAGGUGCUCCGCUGCUCCGCCUACCUGCUCUUCUACGAGAGGCUGGCGGAACCCAGCACGUAUAACACGCACUUUUGAACUGUCCAAGACCAUGGUUGGUCAAGGACCAUUGGUUACGUCGGGUGGUUCUUCUGGAAUGCCGUUCUCUUGAUGAAGUUAGUGUACAGAUAAUUAAUUAAUUGUUAUCUGUAUUCUAAAACUCGCUUCUCGGAAAAUUUAUGCUAUGAGUUAAGUACAUAAAAAAAUUGUUUGUUAUAAAAAAAAAUCUUUAAUAUUUUUCGAUGUUAGCAAAGUCCCGUUGUUAUUUUAUUGAUCUAAAAUUAUCUUUUAGAUCUUUGAAAAAUGUUGACACGUGUGUGAUGAAUUCAAUUUGACUGUACAAUGUAUAUUUUGGGUACAAAUGUUGUACCUGAUUCUUUGACACAUAUAGACGUCUCGCUCUAACACUGAGCUAGAGCGAGACGGCAUAGUGCUACGCUUUCGCUUGAAAAGCAUGUUUUUACCUCCAAUAUUAAUGAAGAGUACUUAAUUACACUGAAUUAGUGUAACUGAAAUAUAUUAUUAUAUGAUGUUAAAAGCUAUGUUUUAAUUGUUGACUGAAAGAUGUUGUGCCAUGAUGGAUAAUGAUGUGAUAAAGUUAUAAAUAGGUUUGUGGUGAUGCUUGUUUUCUGGGCCUGACCUCUUCUACGGUCGUGUGGGACCUUUCUGUCGGACUGUGAGAGUAUCUCAUACGCAGUUGACAGGCCUCCGUUGAGUGUGGCCGCAGUGGGUGAAAUUAUAUAACAAACAUUUAUAAAAAGUUUAUUGUCAAGUGUGAAAAUGUACGUAUCCGUUUAGUAAAUAAUUGAAAUUGUAUGAAAAUAGUUUUCUUGAUGUAAAUAAAUAUUGUAAUUAAAUGUCCUGUAAAGGUUUUAAAACUUCAAAUGAUACUGUUCGAAUUAUAUACUUGUAGCUCUUCUUAUUGAUAACUGUUGUGAAAUAUUGAUUAGCAAAAAGAUAUUUAUUUGAUAUACUUCUAUAUACAAAAAAAAAUUAAUAAGUAAUUGAAAAACCAUGAUUUUUAUUAAAAUCUAUAUCUGAAUAUGGUUUUGUUAAUCAAUAUUUUGAUAUGUAAAUACGCACAUUCAGCAAUUAAGCGUGAUAUGAUAUUUGCCUUCCCCAAAUGUCUUUACUAUUUAGUCUUUACCCGAUUUAGUAUAAUGGCCGUUUUGAAGGAAUUAGGAAAGUCAAGUUCUUAUAGCAAUGACUUAUGUCCCAUUGUAAAUAUAUACUUCAAAUUAUUAAAAAAAAAAACAUAAUUCGUGUGGAAAUAAGCUUAUGAGCCUUGGGUAAAUAUGUAUUCAAUGUCCCUUAUUUCUAUAUUAUCUGUGUAACUUUGCAUUUUUAUUCGGUGCAUUUUUAGCACUAAAUUUUCUAUAAAAUUUCACCCCCUAUUUUCCUAAACUCUUUGAUAUGUCUUAUUCAUAUUUGAUCCAGCUAGAUUCGUGAAUGUAGAUAGGAAUUUUGAGUGGGAAGUUUAACCCUAAUAAAAUAUACAUCUAAACUUAAGCUUUGAAAUUACAUUACCUUUCUUUGUUAAAUUGUGGUAAAAUUGUGUAGUAUUUUCAAGAAAGUCUUGAAUAUAUGCUAGAUUGAAGCCCACUUCUGUUAGUAAAUAGUUAAUAUUUAAACAGUAUGAGGUUGUAAAAUUGCAUUUUUUUUAUAUAACACGACCAUGAAUGUAUUUUUAAUAGAGUCAUAUUUUGAUUUAUUCAUAUUAAUAGUAAUAAGAUGGUGAUAAGGAAUAACUGAGUUAUGAUUUUAAUUCUUAAAUUCGUCCCAAAGAUACAAUGACUUGCUCGAACCUUUAUGUUAACCGUCCUUGUUUUUGUGAAUUUUGUUUAACUUUUAAGUUUAUACAAGUAUGAAGACUGAGGCUUUUUAAAUUCAUUAUUGUUACCUUUUAUUUUUAUAUAUGUAAAUAACAUAUAACAAUAUAAUAUCUAAUGAAUAUAUCAACAACAUCCUACAGAAAACAUGCUUCUGGCGUGUGUUUUGGCGCGAAACCAUAUAUUGAUCAUCUAUUGUUUAUGGCUAAUAAAAAGAAAUAUCCAUAAAAAAAUGGUUACACAUGUUGUAAGAGAAACAUUUGAUUGGUGCUGAUUUACUCGAAAUUCACGAUCAUAUAAGUGGCGUCUUUUUUCGAACGUAUAAAUUUUUUCUAAUUUCUAAUAUAGAUUAUUCUAUCUAUGUAUGUAAUUGUGUAAUUGUAGAAGUUUAAGAUCAUUAGCAUAAAUAAUAGUAAAUAUGUAGCACACAUGUGUAUUAUAGUUUAGUGUAUUUUAUUUUAAUGUUCAUUCUAAUAAAAAAUUGU
This is a messenger RNA of Zerene cesonia (dogface butterfly), 3907 nucleotides long. RefSeq names its product ubiquitin carboxyl-terminal hydrolase 30 homolog (gene Usp30). The record is from RefSeq and is a predicted model, not a curated record. The transcript has 9 exons. Gene Ontology annotation, cellular component: nucleus; cytosol. Bases 169 to 1632 code for a protein of 487 amino acids. Gene Ontology annotation, biological process: protein deubiquitination. Gene Ontology annotation, molecular function: cysteine-type endopeptidase activity; cysteine-type deubiquitinase activity. NCBI's taxonomy places the organism in Eukaryota, Metazoa, Arthropoda, Insecta, Lepidoptera, Pieridae.